AUGACUGAAGACAUUAAAAUAAAGAAGAGAAGAUCUUCAGAUGAAGAUGAUAAAUCCAUAGAGAAGAAAAAAUUGAAGAAGGAAAAGAAGGAAAAGAAGGAAAAAAAAGAUAAGAAGGAUAAGAAAGACAAAAAGGAAAAGAAAGAUAAAAAGGAAAAGAAAGAAAAGAAAGAUAAAAAAGAAGACAAAGAAGAACCAGUUGUUGAAGCUAAACCAGUUACCAAAUCAACAAGUUCCACUUCAGGUUAUCAAGAAAGUUCAGAAUUAUCAGCUGUCCCACAAUCUGAUGUUGAUGCAUUUUAUAAAGAAAAUGAUGUUACAGUUGAAGAUCCAAAUUCUUUAAAAUUAAGACCAUUAUUAUCAUUUUCUCAUGUUCAAUUUGAACAAAAAAUUCAAUCAGAUAUUGCAAAAUUCCCAAAACCAACUCCAAUUCAAUCAGUUUCAUGGCCAUAUCUAUUAUCUGGUAAAGAUGUUAUUGGUGUUGCAGAAACAGGUUCUGGUAAAACUUUAGCAUUUGGUGUUCCAGCUGUUGAUAAAUUAAUUAAAUCUGGUGACUUAAAACCUGUUCAAGUUCUUGCUGUUUCACCAACAAGAGAAUUAGCUUCACAAAUUUAUGAUAAUUUGAAAACUUUAACUGAUAAAGUUGGAUUAAAUUGUGUUUGUCUUUAUGGUGGUGUUCCAAAAGAACAACAACGUAGAGAUUUGAAAAAAGCACAAAUUGUUAUUGCAACUCCUGGUAGAUUAAUUGAUUUGAUGAAUGAAGGUUCAGUUAAUUUAUCAAAUGUUCAUUAUUUAGUUUUAGAUGAAGCUGAUAGAAUGUUAGAAAAAGGUUUUGAAGAAGAUAUUAAAAAUGUUAUGAGAAGUACUACACAUAAAGCAAGACAAACUUUAAUGUUUACAGCAACAUGGCCAAAAGAAGUUAGAGAAUUAGCUAGUGGUUUCAUGAAAGAACCAGUUAAAGUUAGUAUUGGUAAUAGAGAUGAAUUAAGUGCAAACAAGAGAAUUACACAAGUUGUUGAAGUUGUUGAACCUUUCAGUAAAGAAAACAAAUUAUUAAGUUUAUUAAAACAAUAUCAAUCAGGCUCUAAAAAAGAUGAUAAAGUUUUAAUCUUUGCCUUAUACAAGAAAGAAGCUUCAAGAAUCGAAAGAUUAUUAAUAAAUAAAGGUUAUAAAGUUGCAGCAAUUCAUGGUGAUUUAUCACAACAACAAAGAACUCAAUCAUUAGAUAAUUUCAAAAAAGGUCAUUCUAACCUAUUAUUAGCUACAGAUGUUGCAGCAAGAGGGUUAGAUAUUCCAAAUGUUAAAACUGUUAUUAAUUUAACUUUCCCAUUAACUGUGGAAGAUUAUGUUCAUAGAAUUGGUAGAACAGGUAGAGCAGGUGCGUAUGGUACUGCCCAUACUUUAUUCACUGAACAAGAAAAACAUUUAAGUGGUGCUUUAAUCAAUGUUUUGAAAGGUGCUAAUCAACCAGUUCCUGAUGAAUUGUUGAAAUUUGGUUCUCAUACAAAGAAAAAGGAACAUGGUGCUUAUGGUGCUUUCUUUAAAGAUGUUGAUAUGACUAAAAAGCCAAAGAAGAUUACCUUUUAG
Molecule: messenger RNA, 1587 nt
Organism: Hansenula ciferrii
Lineage: Eukaryota; Fungi; Ascomycota; Saccharomycetes; Phaffomycetales; Wickerhamomycetaceae
Gene: DBP3
Product: RNA-dependent ATPase DBP3
Exons: 1
Coding region: 1-1587 (528 amino acids)
Biological process (GO): rRNA processing
Cellular component (GO): nucleolus
Molecular function (GO): RNA binding; ATP binding; RNA helicase activity
Source: RefSeq, a predicted model, not a curated record